AUGGUCCCAAAGGGGCCUGACAACUUAAGAGUGGUUAGUAUAAAAGUCAGUGCAGCAGGGUAAAGCUGAAGUUUUACCAGCUGUGAGGCUUUUCUUCCAUGAUUUUUCUCCUUUGCAGAAAUUUUUUUCUCCUCCUAUGACAAACUUCAAGUUAACCAGUUUGGAAAAAAGGAAAGAAUGAGCAGUAUUGUACAAGAUGCUUCUCUUCACAAAGAGGACCUGGUUGCCAGGCAGCUUUACCAGAAGGCAUUGAAACUUGGUCAGAAACUCAACAUCAUCAUCUCUAAAAGCAGCAGUACCAACCAAGAUGUUUUCAAACCCUAUAGCCUCACACUAAGGAAUCGGAUUGAACAGCUUUGCAUUAAGAUUAUGUUUCUGAACCCAGUGCAGUAUGGAGAGAAAGCAGAAGAACUCCUAUGGAUAAAUGUGUAUUAUAAUAUCAUCCUGUUAAUGUUUAGGAAUAGAACACAUCACAUUAAUGUAUGUGAUGUUGACUUGAAAACACACUUAGAAAAAGGAGUCAUGUUUUACCAAAAUCUUUUCUCCUUCCUUCAAGAACAUUAUGAGCUAGAACCUGAAAGCAACUGGACUCACAAAAAUAUUAUAGACUGCAGGCGAGUAGUGCUUGCCUCAGAGAAGGAAGUGGAGUGGGCCCGAAUGGCCUGCUAUCACUGUCUGCUGUAUUUGGGAGACCUGUUUCUCUUUCACAGUCGUAUUAGAUGCAGAGAUUUUAAGGCGAGGGCUAUAAAACAUUAUUUUCAGGCUUUAUCUAUGGCCCCACAUAUGGGGAGCCCUUAUAAUCGGCUAGCAAAUUUAGCUGGUGAUAACUAUUACCAUGUAAGUGCAGCUUUCUUCUACCAGUGUAGUAUCCAGUCAGAAGUGCCUGCUAGGGAUGCAUCCUUUUACCUCAGAAGUUUAUAUGUCAAGGUUGUGGAAAUGUACAACCAGAUGAUGACAUCUUCAGGACAGGAGAGGUGUGAACCCAAUAAAAGACUACUAGUGAGCUUUUUGUACCUUCAGAACUUCCUGCAGCCUGACAGCUGUAUGGACCCCAGACUGGCUUUGUUGUCUCAGUCCAUACUGGAGGACUUCCGUCUCUACCUCUCCAGUGAGAUCAAAGGGGAGCACAAAAAUGGCUUCUCCCUACCAGAUCACGUCAUUUUUCACAUGGUGACUUUAUGUGUCAUGAGUGUAUACAGCCUGAAGAAGGCUGUGGGGGUUUCUCAGAGCAGGGCUGCCAUCAUCUUUAUUUUAGUGUUAUUCUCUCAUCUUGUCCAUCAUGUGAAUAUAAGCAUCCAGUCAGAGUUGGAUGGAGUGAGUGUCUCAGAGCUCCAGAAGACUGAUUGUAUCCAGAGGAAAAAAUCAACCUUUCUAGCUCAUGAUUUUGAUUUGAAUACAUCUUUGGACAAUUCUCAGUUUGCCUCCUCCUCUGAACGUUGUUAUGGUUAUAUUUUGGGAGCUUCAGAAAAUGACAGUAACCAAAGCCAUAUUUCAUUAGAAGAGAAUGAUGACUGGGAAGAGGAAAUAUUCAGUUUUAGCAGUUCUACUUCAGACUCCUCCAUGGAGAAUGAAGUCUACUGCCCACUAAUUCUAGAUAAGCUGCUGGAGUUAAGAGAUAGUUCAAGGUCUCAAGCUCUCUUAAGGGGAGGUUUAGGAAACUUUAAUUUUCCCUUUAUUGGGGAGAUAGAUACUUCUAAAGCAAUGGGUAAUCAUAAAUUCCAAACCUCACAAAAUGCUCUAAGGAAGUCUUGCUCAAAACUUAGAGCUGUCACUAGUAAGAAGCAUCUAGAGUGUGACAAACUUAGGAACACAAGGGAAAGAGAGCUUAGUAGUAGUAGGCAGGCCUGUCUUAAACGUAAGCUCAGGAAAAAGCUUUGCUGUUUUGCUACUCAGAAACUGUUCUACACCAUCAAAGUGUUCCUGGACUGGCUUUGGAUUGAUCCAGAUCUCACUUUGGAAUGCACACAUAGCUCUCCAAGUUUAUGGAGCCACCUGGCUGUAUUGCUGAAUUUACUGCCCACCAUAGAAGAAUAUCAAGAAGCCCAACUUAAUUUGUCCAGUCACAUUUGGGACUUGGUAUUGAUUAGUGAGAAAUCAGACCUCCCCAUCUCUCUGCUGCUCCCUGAGGACUCACGUAUAUGUAACCUCUUGCCAAUGAAGUCAGCCCGCAAAUCAAUUUGCUUUAUGCAGGUCCCACCCCUACUUAGUCCCUUAGAGAAGGGCAUUUUGUAUACUUGCUUCCUACGCAGCUUUGGUAACUUUGCUGCCCAGCUGCAUGAUAGCCUCCUCAGAUUCUUCCCCAGCCUGGGCAUCUUCAGAAGCAUAGUUUCAGCUAAGAGCCCCCUGAAGAGACAGAAGGCUUCAUUAAAUAUCUUUGUGAAGAAUGGGUCUCAGCAGCUAUUCGAUCCAGAAUUGUCUUUUGUGUAUGCUCGAAGGAUGCUACCUCUUUAUCUGGUUCCUGACACCCAAGCACUCUGUCAGUACUUGCCAAUCAUCCAAGAACUUAUCAUGAAUGACGGUUUUAUUGUGAUUAUCUCUAGCAUUGUUAUUGAUGAACUAAUUUUCCUGAAACACAAAGAACCUGGAGCUUGUGCUGUCAUCAGUUUAUUAACGGACAAGAUGAAGGAAAAAAGUCACCUAUGUUUCCAAACAAAUGCUGGGAAGAAGGAUGUAAAAUCCAGCAUGAAUAGGAAAAACCCUGAAGCAAGGGAUUUGAAUAAGAUUCUGGAGGAAUGUAAAGGCCUAGUGAGGGGUCUCACCUCUGAUACUGAUGACCGUAGCCACAGGAUGAAUAUCCUUACAAGUAUUGUUGUGAACAAUCCCAGUACUUUUUGUCAUCCCCUGUUGUCAGAUUUUCAGACUUCUGCCACUAUCUCAGUAGAAAUCAAACACAUUCUACAGUUCUAUAGAGAAUGGAAGAUGAUCAACUAAGUCUUCCUCAUUUCCCCCAGAAUAUACAUACAGGAACAUUUUUUUCUUGCCAUUCUCCUGUAAGAACAUGGUGUUUGUGGGUUAAAAGAUAAUGAAGAAAUUCCUUAUCUUGUUAAACACUAUAGUGAUUCCCAGAAAUCUGUUCAAUGAUUUUCUGUGUUCAGUUUUGCUAAAAACAUUGGAGAUCACUUCUUGAUAUAAGGAAUGAAACUAUCUUAAUAUCCACUCUUACUGUGGUAUUUUGGCAGGUAAAAUGGGAUAUUCAUUUCAACCUAGCCCAGAUCAAUUUCUUUUUAUUUUAAAGAAUCCUUUAUUGAUAAUAUCACAUGUUUAAAGAUGAUACUCUGAAUCAUGUGAGUUCAUUUUAGCUAUUUUAACAAUAAAUUAUUGAUUUUAAUGA
Sarcophilus harrisii (Tasmanian devil) is the source of this 3331-nucleotide messenger RNA. Its product is annotated as protein SMG5-like. The transcript has 2 exons. Gene Ontology annotation, molecular function: telomeric repeat DNA binding; telomerase RNA binding; protein binding. The coding region runs from base 178 to 2931 and encodes 917 amino acids. NCBI's taxonomy places the organism in Eukaryota, Metazoa, Chordata, Mammalia, Dasyuromorphia, Dasyuridae. Gene Ontology annotation, biological process: nuclear-transcribed mRNA catabolic process, nonsense-mediated decay. The record is from RefSeq and is a predicted model, not a curated record. Gene Ontology annotation, cellular component: telomerase holoenzyme complex.